CCAUGGCCAUGAGAGAUGAGUGUGGGCCCAACCAGAUGCUGGCUAUACCAGUUAAAGCCUCCACUGAAAAAAAAAAAAAAAAAAAAAAAGGAAAAACCAAAAUCAUUAAUCUUCUGUGGUAAACAAACACUGAUCUCCAUAGCUCUUAACAAGAAUACCCCAAUAAAUGAUUGGACAUUUAAUCGACAAAUAAUCAAAGGCUACCUCCUUUGAAGUAAGGUAUUUUCCUCAGGGACUGAGUUCCUGUGCAGGUUGGGCCUGGGAAAGCCCCAAGCAAUCAGGUUAGGUCUGGCCAGCCUCCUAGGCUGCACAUCUGGCCAGAUGUGCAGGCGGGUGGGUUUUCCUCAACUCCUGGAUUAACCAAAGAGAAAACCUUUCCACCAAGCACCCAGGCAGGGCCUAGAGCAGGAAGGCAGAGAUUUUCCUGUUCUAGCACUUCUCAUUCUGGUUUCCCCUGACCCAUUCCUGAGUGAGUGCCAGCGUUCUAGAAUGGGGAGAGGGCCAGGUUCUAGAAUGGUUUUCCCUCACGAUCCUAUCUGGAACAGGAGAAGGGCAUCCUGUACAUCAGCUAGGAAUAAAUUGCCUGGCCUUUGGCCACUUUCUCUGCAGACUCUUGCUUCUCUUCCUGGCUGCCCAAUCCUUUCUCACCCUGGCAGUGAUUUCUAGAAGCCCAGACCUUCAGUGCCUUGGUUUUGCCCUGCCCCCUCUGACCAUUGCCUCCUGCAGGCAUGAACCUGGCCCACACCACGGUGCUCCUGUGGGUGUGGGGGAGUCUCCAGGCCUUUGAAAUCGUGGAGAAGGAGGACAUCUUUCAGAGGACCCCCUGCCCCGCUUUUCUGAUAUUUGACAACGCAGCCUACCUGGCAGACAUGAGCUUUGAGCUUCCCUGCCGCUGCAAGCCUGAGGAGGUGUCUGCUGUAGUCUGGUACUAUCAAAAGCACCUAGGGAGCAGCCACACCAAAGUGCUGACAGACUUCGAUGGGCGGGUGCUGACCGAGGAAACCCAGGCGCGCGUGGGCAGUGACAUGCUGGUCCGCUUCAGCAUCCGCAUGUUCAGCCUGUUGGUUUUCCGGGCCCAGCCCGAGGACUCGGGCUUGUAUUUUUGUGGCACCCGCAAGGGGGACUACUUCUAUGCCUAUGAUGUGGACAUCCAGAGCGGUGAGGGAAUGGUGGCCACCUUCAAGGACCUGGGCCAGGAGCCCUUUGCAGACGAGCACCGUGGGAGCCUCCACAUCUUCACCGCCUUCUGGGAGUGGACCCCCUGCGACCGCUGUGGGGUCCGUGGGGAGCAGUGGCGCAUUGGCCUCUGCUACUUGAGGAGCCCAGAUCUCUCCCCACGCUACCAGAAGACGCUGCCCGAUGUGGUGUCCUGUGGCUCGCAGGCCGUGCCCUGGAAGCUUCGGGCCACGGCCAGGGAGCACACGCCCGAGCUACUGGUUCAGAGCUGCGUGGUGCCCUGUGAGAAGAAGACGACCCAGCAGGGCGUGAUGGCCAUCUUCAGUUACGUGUCCAAAGUGGGCAGCCGGCCCUGGGUGCCUCAGGUGCCCAUUCAGUUCCACCAGCAGAGGCUGGGCCACGGACUCAUCAUCUCCUGUCCCGGGGCCCGGCCGGAGCACGCCGUGGCCUGGGACAAGGACCGCCAGUACCUCUACCGAACGCAGUACCUGAAGGGCGUCAACAGGUCCAUGAGGGUGUUCAUCGACCAUGGCAACCAUCUCCACAUCCGCUUCACCCAGCUAAGUGACCGGGGCAUCUACUAUUGCUGGCGGCAGGGGGUGCAGGUCGCUGGGUUCCGACUGGGUGUCACGUCUCAAGGCCGCUACCGGCCCUCAUUCUCGGACCCUGAGACUCGCUCCGCCGUGGAACUGACCCUGAUAGGCUACCUGUUCAUCACGGUAGUCUUUGUGGCCAUUCACCUCUGUCGUUGCUGCUGUUACUUAUUUCGCUGUUGUCCCAACUUCUCCCCCUAGGCCCCCCUCUUCCCCAGCUCUGAAGACCAGUUUUGCUCA
Molecule: messenger RNA, 2009 nt
Organism: Neofelis nebulosa (Clouded leopard)
Lineage: Eukaryota; Metazoa; Chordata; Mammalia; Carnivora; Felidae
Gene: FAM187A
Product: family with sequence similarity 187 member A
Exons: 1
Coding region: 729-1970 (413 amino acids)
Source: RefSeq, a predicted model, not a curated record